UGGAGAAUAUACUUUCUAAUGAGUCUACCACAAUAAAGGAUUACAAGAAAUUACCAAAGGUUAUCCAGUCAAUGUUUGACUACAAAAGGCCUACUAUAUCGCCGUUGAAGGAUAAGAAAAGCUCUCCAAACUAUAAAAGAGAUGAUGCUGUUCUGCAACAAAAAGUAGAGCUUCUCCAGAUUGAAGUCAAUGAUCUCAGAGAGAGUGGAGAUUUAAAGACCAAAAUGCAUGAUUAAAGACUAUCAGCGCUUUCCAAGUUAAAUCACAACAGAAUCAAGAAGAAGUUCAAGAGCUUACUGCGCAAAUAGAGGAUCUGAAGGAACAACUAGAGGAGUCACUUAAAAACCAAGAGAAGUAUAAGAAAAUGCUUAAGAAGAAAAGUGAUCAGAUAGACUAUCUUAGUACAAAAUUUCAGGAACAAGCUGCCAAAUUUGCCUUAGAAAAGGACAGACUUAUAUGUAGCAUGGAGGACGGACUUGACAACCUCAGAGAUACCUUCAUUAGUAUUUUGAAGAAGGAGAAGAAGAGGGUCAAGGAUUCCUACACUAAGAGAGCCGCUAAGCAAGAAAUUUAUCACAAGCAGUGUGCUAGUUCGUGUAAUCUCAAAGAAAAUCAAUCAUCUAAAACUCUGAGUCCUUGUAAACCCACUGAGAAGGGUGAACCUGACCAUUGUGUGAUCAAUUCGUGCUUCAAAAUUUUAGAGAAAAUAAUUGACUGCUAUAAAGUUCCAAAUACAGUUGAAACCAGCGAAACUGAUCUGAAAGAUGCAAAUAUUUACCAAAGCAGUAUGCUAACACCUGAGAAGCAUCAGGCAAAACAUCUGAUGAACUCCAAAGAACUCGAAGACUUUGAAAGCUCACUUGCCAAGUUUGAAGCCAUGGAAGAAGCCUUGGUCCAGAAGGACAAACUAAUACAUAAAUUGAAAUAAGAAAAAGUUGAAAAUAGAUAAGAAAUCAAAAUCUAGGCUGAAGCUUGAAACUACUGUCAACUUUAAAGUCGAUCAAUUGAUUAAAGAUGUCAAGAAGAGUGUCACCUCUCUCAAUCAGAAAAAUAUGAUGAGGCCUAAUUCUGUGCAGAGAGGAUUUAAGAAAGUUAAAAUUGAAUCCAAUCAAGCUCUACAGAUAAGUAAGCAAAAAGGAAUGGAGAGGGAAUGAUCAACUCCAAUAUUUUUCCAAACAUUUGUUGGGAAAAGAAACAGCACUUUAUUGUCUUGUCAGCACUCCUUUGGAGAUACCCUGUGAAGUCCCAUAACUACACUUAAUGAAAAGAAGAGUAGCAAGGUGAUAAAGAUGAAGAUGUGUAGAAAGAAAAAGCCGCCUGUGUCAACUAAGACUUUGAAUACAACUAAAAACUCUCCAACCCGUGAUCACAAAAUUAAGACCCUCACAAAAGACGAAUUUCAGUUGUAUAGGUCCACUAUGGAUCAAUCCAAGAGUCCUGGCAAGGUAAAAUGUAAAUUAUGCCAUAAGAAAGGCAGGAUUAAGGACAUGCAAACCCAUGUGUGCUUUUCUGAUGGAUAAAAAGCCAGUAGAUCUGCGUUUUAAGGUAUUUAUUGAGACUAAAAUACGCAGGCAAGUAUAACUAUCAGUUAAAACAA
This is a messenger RNA of Moneuplotes crassus, 1597 nucleotides long. NCBI's taxonomy places the organism in Eukaryota, Ciliophora, Spirotrichea, Euplotida, Euplotidae. The record is from the annotation of a GenBank genome assembly.